Messenger RNA from Myotis davidii, 1999 nucleotides. RefSeq names its product nudix hydrolase 18 (gene NUDT18). Gene Ontology annotation, molecular function: 8-oxo-dGDP phosphatase activity; magnesium ion binding; 8-oxo-GDP phosphatase activity. The record is from RefSeq and is a predicted model, not a curated record. NCBI's taxonomy places the organism in Eukaryota, Metazoa, Chordata, Mammalia, Chiroptera, Vespertilionidae. The transcript has 3 exons. Bases 151 to 1128 code for a protein of 325 amino acids.
GCCGGCGCUUCCGUGUUCGCUCGCGAACUCCCGGCGCGAGUCUGCGGGGGAGGGGACGGAGGCCCAGGCAACGCACCGGGGCUCCCCCACGGCGCUCCCCGCCCGGCCUGCGGGUCUGCGGGCCCAGGCCGCCGCCUCCCAGGGGACCGGAUGGCCUCGGAAGGCCCGGCGGGGGAGCUGGAAGCGGUGCUGGCGGGUCAGGGGCUGCGUGUGCAGAGCUGGGACUCGGAGCCGGCCGGGGAGCUGCCGGCACCCGUGCGGCUGCGGAGGAACGUCUGCUACGUGGUGCUGGCCGUGUUCCUCAACGAGCAGGAUGAGGUGCUGAUGGUCCAGGAGGCCAAGAAAGAAUGCUAUGGGUCAUGGUACCUGCCUGCGGGGAGAAUGGAGCCUGGGGAGACCAUCGUGGAGGCCCUGCAGCGGGAGGUGAAGGAGGAGGCCGGGCUGCACUGCGAGCCCCUGACAUUGCUGUCUGUGGAGGAGCGGGGCCCCUCCUGGAUCCGCUUCGCGUUCCUUGCUCAGCCCACAGGUGGAGUGCUCAAGACUUCCAAGGAGGCAGAUGCCGAGUCCCUGCAGGCUGGCUGGUACCCACGAACCUCCCUGGCCACUCCUCUGCGAGCCCAUGACAUUCUGCACCUGGUUGAACUGGCUGCCCAGUACCGCCAUCAGGCCAGGCACCCUCGCAUUCUGCCCCACGAGCUUCCCUGCAGUGUGGUUUGUCAGCGGCUCGUGGCCACCUUUACCAGUGUGGCCACCCAGACAGUGUGGGUGUUGGUAGGCACAGUGGGGGAGCCUCACUUGCCCAUCACUGCCUGUGGCUUCACCCCUAUGGAGCGGAGGGGUGGCAUCAACAUAGCCAUCUUGCGGCUGCUACAGGAGUGUCUGACUCUGCACCACUUGGCAGUGGAGACCAAGGGGUUGCUGGGGCUACAGCACCUGGGCAAAGGCCAUAUGGAUGGCGUCUGCCUGAAUGUGCUGGUGACGGUGGCUUUUCGGAACCCAGGUGUCCAAAAUGAGCCCCCAGAGGUUCGGGGUGAGAACUUUGUUUGGUGGAAGGUGAUGGAGGAAGACCUACAAAGCCAGCUCUUUCAGAGGCUUCAGGAAUCAUCUGUUGUCCCAGUCAACAGAUAGAAAGGUGCCCUAAGUAGACACGGAUUUGCUGUCCGUGCUCCCUCCACAUGGCUUCCCCUCCCUCUUAGGGAGGCAGGAGGUUGGCAAUCAGGGAUCCUGUUGUAUUGGGGACAGGAUAGUUCUCCUGCUUCUCAGGGGGACUUCCAUCUCUCCUCACCAUGAGCAGGUCCCUACAUUGCACCCGAAGGGACAGUGCCUGUAACCAAGCAAGGAGUCCAGAGCUCAAGGGGAUAUGGGAACAAUCUGAACCCGAGACAGCAUCUUCUCUUCUACACCAGGUUCUCAGGCACUUGGAAUAUGAAGGGGUUUCUGGGGGAGGUCACUCCAAGGACUGUGUCCCUUGCUGAGUAAAUAGGUGUUGCUUACUUUGCCUUCCUGCCUAAAUGUCUCUGGGGGGAGGAAGUGAGCAGGAAGGGGGGACUGCCCUCAGAAGAGAAGCUCCUCCCCUUGUCCCUCCGAGGCCUUGCCAGACCGCAGGCUGACACAGCAGGGGCCAGCCUGGGUGCUGGGAGCCAGGAGCAGGCAGGCUUCCUGCUGCCCACCUCGGCCUGUCUUGGGCACACUGAGAACCUCUUCGUCCUGUCUGCCAGGUAGGAUGUGACCACAUCCCCUCCAAGUUUUGAGCAGGGAGAAUGCCAGGGAAGCUUCGGGUAGGUGAGGAGUCAGGCGCUGCCCAGGCCUGGAUUUCCUUCUCCUUGAGCUGAUCCCUCCCCAUUCUGCUGCUGGGCCCCUGGCUCUUGCCUCUGCCUUUUUAUAACUCUAGCCCAAACCAAACCCAAAUCUUCUCAUUUCCCCUUAGCCCAGCUGAAUCAUAGUAGGAAUGAACUUUACUAAAAUUUAAAGGAAAACCAAAAGGAAUGAACAAAGAAAA